Messenger RNA from Ictidomys tridecemlineatus (thirteen-lined ground squirrel), 1448 nucleotides. It is a transcript of the gene Dnajc25, whose product is annotated as DnaJ heat shock protein family (Hsp40) member C25. Gene Ontology annotation, biological process: protein folding. NCBI's taxonomy places the organism in Eukaryota, Metazoa, Chordata, Mammalia, Rodentia, Sciuridae. Gene Ontology annotation, cellular component: endoplasmic reticulum membrane. The record is from RefSeq and is a predicted model, not a curated record.
GUCGGAGCCGGGCGCGUCGCGGAGUACGGGAGCAGCUGGCGUGGCGGAGCCGCGAGCGAGGCCGGGAUGGCAGCGCCGCAAGCUCGGCGCUGGGGAGCCGCGGCUGCCGGCCGGCGCCGGUUGGUGCUGCUGUCGCCCCUGCUGCUGGUGCCGCUUCUGGCGCGGCCCGCGGAGGCCCUGGUGGAGGGGCUCUACUGCGGCACGCGGGACUGCUACGCCGUGCUGGGCGUGAGCCGCUCGGCCAGCAAGGCGGAGAUCGCGCGGGCCUACCGCCAGCUGGCCCGGCGCUAUCACCCGGACCGCUACCGGCCAGAGCCCGGCGACGAGGGCCAGAGCCCGCGGAGCGCCGAGGAGGCUUUCCUGCUGGUGGCGACCGCCUAUGAGACUCUCAAGGAUGAAGAAACACGAAAAGAUUAUGACUAUAUGCUGGAUCAUCCAGAAGAAUACUACAGCCAUUACUACCAUUACUACAGCAGACGCUUAACCCCCAAAGUGGACGUUAGGAUAGUGAUUUUGGUCAGUGUGUGUGCUAUUUCAGUGUUUCAGUUUUUCAGCUGGUGGAAUAGCUACAAUAAGGCAAUUAGCUACCUCGCCACAGUGCCCAAGUACCGUAUCCAAGCAACUGAGAUUGCAAAGCAGCAGGGACUUCUCAAGAAAGCCAAAGAAAAAGGCAGAAAUAAAAAGUCCAAAGAGGAAAUUCGUGACGAGGAGGAGAACAUCAUAAAGAACAUUAUAAAAAGUAAAAUAGAUAUAAAGGGAGGGUACCAGAAACCCCAAAUACGUGAUCUUCUCCUGUUUCAAAUUAUCUUAGCUCCUUUUCACCUGUGCUCAUAUAUAGCCUGGUAUUGCCGGUGGAUUUAUAAUUUUAACAUCAAAGGCAAAGAAUAUGGGGAGGAAGAGAGACUGUAUAUCAUACGUAAAUCUAUGAAGAUGUCAAAGUCUCAGUUUGAUAGUCUAGAAGAUCAUCAGAAAGAAACCUUUCUUAAACGGGAGCUCUGGAUAAAGGAGAACUAUGAGGUUUACAAACAAGAACAAGAAGAAGAAUUGAAGAAAAAAUUGGCAAAUGACCCAAGAUGGAAGAGAUAUAGGAGAUGGAUGAAGAAUGAAGGGCCUGGGCGGUUAACUUUUGUAGAUGACUGAAGAUUGAUGGAAUGCUACUGUGCCAAACCUUAAUUGUGAUAUUAUUUUCGUAACUAUUUCAGAAAUGUAUCAAUUGCUCCUCAACAGUGACUCAAAUUCCUUCAGCAUUUGAUUAAACAGAAUAAUGUAGAAAUUUCAACUUUUCCGUAAAACUUUAUACAUAAGACAUGAUUGUUCAAUUUUUAUAAUCUAUUUGUGGAUUUUGUUAAAAGAUUUGACAUGGAAAUUUAUUAGUUGCCAUUUAAAAUUUUUAUAUGUUUAGUUAAAAGAUUUGACAUGAAAAUUUAUUAGAUACCUGUGAAAUAUUU